GUAUCUAAAUAAAAUCUGGGCUCUUGAUCAAUGUGGGUUGUUGGGUUAGGCGAUGAGGCUUUAGACUAAAUCCCUCUUAACGGAACAACCUGGAACCUUUUCUAGUUCUGUUCACUAAGCAUUACGCAUCUUUAUCUCUCAGUCUGUCGGGUUCUGUACCCUAUCUCUGGAAUUCAUGGCUACCGUGCCACUCUUCUCACCUCUGGCAGCGUCAAACCCAGAAGCGGUGGGUCCCAAUAUCGGGGUCCCUAAAUCUUCUUUCCUCUCUACCACCAAGCUCUUCUUGUCGAAGAAGCCCCAUCCUAGAAAGCCUAGCGUUCACCGAUGUUGCAAGUCUCCCUUUGCCCAGUCACUCGACCACAUCCCCAAGCAGUUCAGACAAGAAAAUCUCAAAGAUGGAUUGAUGGACAAUUUUAAAAAUGUGCCACAAUCUCUUUAUGGUCUUAGUCCUUCACAAAUGGAGAUGUUCAUGACUGAAGAUAGUCCCUUUCGUCGACAAUCAGGAAAAGUUACUGAGGAAAGUAUCUCAUCUGCUAGGAGCUAUCUGGAUAAUGGAGGGAUGUGGACUAUGUCUAGCAUUAAGGCUAGAGGCCAUUCUAAUUAUAGUAUGAGUGCAAGCAUGUAUCAAGGAGGGGGUAGAGGAUAUGGAAGGCCUGGAACUGCUCCUCCUGAUUUGCCUUCAUUGCUCUUAGAUGCUCGGAUAUGCUUUCUUGGCAUGCCUAUUGUACCAGAAGUGACUGAGCUUAUUGUUGCUCAAUUAAUGUGGUUGCAAUUUGAUGACCCUUCAAAGCCUAUAUUCUUUUACAUCAAUUCUAGUGGGACACUGGAUGAGGAUGCGCAGCUUGUUGGUUCAGAAACAGACGCAUAUGCGAUAGCUGAUGCCCUGUCUAUGUGCAGUUCAAAAAUCUACACUCUGAAUUUUGCCAUGGCAUUUGGUCAAGCAGCAAUGCUUCUCUCUUUGGGAGACAAGGGUUGCCGUGGAGUACAGGCACAUUCAUACGCUAAGUUAUAUCUGCCCAAAAUCUACAGAUCAAGUGGGGCUGUAACAGAUAUGUGGAUAAAGGCCAAGGAAUUGGAUGUACAUGCUGAGUACUACAUUGAACUACUAGCAGAAGGCACCGGGAAGACCAUAGAAGAAAUUACUGAAGAUCUCCAGCGACCUAGACAUUUCGGAGCACAAGAAGCCAUAGACUAUGGCCUUGCAGACAAGAUAAUUGACUCAACAGAUAUUGCAAUUCAGAGACAGAAUCGUGAUGAGAAGCUUGCUCAAUCAAAGGCAAUGAUGAGAGGAGCUAUAGGUGGUACAGAUGCAGCUCCUUUAGAUGAUUAAAAAGUAUCAGUAUAAUACGUGAAGUAGGAACUUUGAGCUAGUCUGCUCUGUGUUCAACAAUAUUUCAUGCAAUGCACAUGUGGUUAUAUAUUAUUAGAUUUGAUCACACAUUUUACUCGCAGUGCAGAAAUGACAAUGUCCCAAACUGUGAGCAGCUAGUACUGUAGCACUUUCGCUUGGUAUAUCUGUUUUUCGGAUGAAAUAUAAUGUUAAAUUAUAUCUUUUAUAUGAGA
Messenger RNA from Durio zibethinus, 1563 nucleotides. It is a transcript of the gene CLPR1, whose product is annotated as CLP protease proteolytic subunit 1. Gene Ontology annotation, biological process: protein quality control for misfolded or incompletely synthesized proteins. Gene Ontology annotation, molecular function: ATP-dependent peptidase activity; ATPase binding; serine-type endopeptidase activity. Gene Ontology annotation, cellular component: endopeptidase Clp complex. Lineage: Eukaryota; Viridiplantae; Streptophyta; Magnoliopsida; Malvales; Malvaceae. The record is from RefSeq and is a predicted model, not a curated record.